Messenger RNA from Hylaeus volcanicus, 2860 nucleotides. RefSeq lists its product as uncharacterized. Lineage: Eukaryota; Metazoa; Arthropoda; Insecta; Hymenoptera; Colletidae. Bases 4 to 2706 code for a protein of 900 amino acids. The record is from RefSeq and is a predicted model, not a curated record. The transcript is spliced from 11 exons.
ACUAUGUCUUUUACUAGGACUUCAUCCACUUUAAGUACAGAGCAAAAGAAUUGUUUUAAGGAUUUCAGUUUUGUGCCACUAGCAGGAGACGACAUGGAAGCUAAUGAUCGCGUUACAUCUGUUCUGAUUUGGCAGGCUGAAAAUUAUCGAACCCACUAUUCACUGAAUCAACCCUAUUGUGCACUAAAUGAUGCUAAGGAAAGAUCUUCUAGUAGAAACAACGAAUGUGACAUACAAGAGGAAUGGUUUCAUGUUUUAGAAAAAGAACAAUUUUCAACAAAGGUGAAACCAAUGUGUUCCGUUAAAGUAUUUACUGUAGGUUCAAUCGUUCCUUCGUCACAAAAUUUUAAAAAUCCAGAAGAAAAAAAAACAAAAGGUACAAAACUUCAAUUGCUUGGAUUAAGUUGCCCUGAAGAAUUGGAUUCAUUUUAUCAUAAUAUGUUAUAUCUUAAUGUUGAAAAUUUUUUUAAGUAUGGACUUAAUAGUGCUCUCAUCGAUCUUGUUUCCACACAACAUUGUGAACCAACCAGUUCAUUUGUUCUAUAUUCUAAAAUGUUAAAAAAAAUUCUUCUGCAAAUGGUUUCUUAUAUGCAAAAUACAUUAAAACUUUCUACUGCGACAAGGAACAAAGGAAAGCUUACAUUUCUAUCACCUUCUUUACAACGUCAAUGGAUAUCUACAAAUACACAUUUAUUGUAUAAAAACAUACUUUUUAGUGAACCUGUUCAUCAAGAGACUGAGUACCCUGUUCUACGUCGUCUGUUUGCUUGCUGUAUCUUAAUGCCAUUAGAUGAAACAACGCAACAUAUAAUUGACGCAUUAUCUGAGAGUGGUAAUGAACUUGAAAUAAGCUUUUCAAAUGCAAGCGACUUAUUGGAUCUUAGGAAUGUGACGUUUUUUAACUUAUUAGAUGAAGAUGCAGUAGACCAUUACCUGGAAACUAUAGAAAAAAGGAGAAAGACGUUGCCUUCUGAUAUAUCUUACGCUGUACUUUGUUCCGUGUAUUGUGACACCUGCCGUGAUUAUUUCCCUGUACCGAAAUCUCAGCUUUCAAAAUUCUCUUUUCUUCAAGUACAGUGCCAAGGCGUCAUUUCUCGUCAAACGGUAGUGCUUGAUAGUUUACUAGCGCUUUUGCAACAGCCACGGUAUAGUAUCAAAGGGUUUUUAAGGCCUACGCAUUUGUUCAGUUGUAUUUUGGAAGAUUUGUUGGGAGGUAUAUCAAAAACAAUUGUUGUAUCUUCAGUUUUUUCAGGAUGUCCAGAAAAACUUAUUGAAAUUGCAACUUCUUUUGCAAAAAUUACUUUAUCACCUUCUGUUAUGCCAACUUCAACAACGGGAGCAAUGGCACAAUGCUUGUUAAACUGGGAAGAAUUCCUUUCUUUUGUCAUCCAAAACUCCUCUUCACCCUGCGUUAACAAAAUCGUGGAUGCUGCGAUUGGACAAAUAUCAGGUUCACAACUAACUCGUGAACAACUUAUUCAUUGCCUAAAGGGUUCCAGUUCUUUUGAAGUUACGGUGUUGCAAUGUCGUAAGCUUUUACUGGGGUCUUGCCGUGUGACUUCAUCGACACAAAGAGUUGGACAACCUAGUACGACUAAUAUGAAGGCUUGCUUCUCAAGAAACAAUUGUAUUGUGCCCAAUGGCUCUUUUCAUCUUAAGAAGGGAAACCCUCUUCAGUUCCCGGCUGAAAAAAGGUUUCACAUUGUUUCCACAUUACGGAUAAUGAAAAAUCCAAGCCGCAAUCUAAUCGAGAUGUCGAGUGACGAACUAUUGUCGUCACAAGACGCAAUCCUAAACUCAUGUAUCAAGAAACCAAUUACACCGCUUUUACGAGAUGAGGUCAAAUCAUUUUCAAAAAAGACAACCACACCGCCCUCAUUUAAUAGAAGAGAAUCAACUUUUCCAAAUGCGGCAACACCAUGGUUACAUCAUACGUCCAUUCCCUUGCCGAUGAAUGAAACGACCACGUCUUUAGUAGACGAGGAAACAGUAGAAUCACGCAACGAAGAGGCCUCAUCGUUGGCCAUUCAAACUAACUCACCUACACUCUUCGCAAUAACGCCCCCGAAAUUGGCAAGAGAAAAGCGCGUGUGGUCAAGGCCUUUUUUUUCGACUCUUUACGCUGACAAAUCAAAUAAAGGCGGAGAUGUGAUCGAGAGCUGCUUUUGUGAUAGUAAAGGGAACGCUGUGAAUCCUCUUAAGUGCAAUCCAAUAAAUAAAGAAAAACCUUCCUCAUUUUGUGCUACACAAGACUCAUUGAGUUUAUCUAAGAAAACAACUGACAAAAAAAGUUUCUCAGAGGCCUUCAUAACAUUACGUAAUAGACUUCAAAAGCAAAAGACUCGAGCAAAUCUAUCGUUUAUGUCAAAUUGUCUAACAAAACAUAGUGCAGUAACUGAAAGCCUUAAAGUAACAAGACCGUUUGACGACGUUUUGUGUAAUGAUCAACAAUGUACACGUCGAAGCUUACGCGAUCCUUUAUUACCAUAUGUAAAAGCAUCUUCGUUCUCUGUUAGUUCAUCAGUUUCUCCCCUCAAGCACUUGUUUUCUACAGAACACAUUGUCAGACGUUCUCAUACGUUAAACGGAAAGAUCUUCGGUCCUUUGCGCCUAGAAAAUCAAGAACAACUUGAAGAUCCGUCUCCACAUCCACUUACAAGCCGUCAAUUCCAUGAAUACGCUACAGAAAAACCCGAUACAGUGUAAAAAGAAGACAAUGUUAGAAUGCAAAUCAAUGAAAUGCCCCAAAUAAUUUUCUGACUUUACAUUUUUUUAAAACUUGCUAUAAUAAAAACAUUUGUUAAUGGAAAAUUGACAUUUUUUUUAAAACAUAAUGUUUUCAAAGUUUGUUAGCUUUUGG